This is a messenger RNA of Ochotona princeps (American pika), 1121 nucleotides long. It is a transcript of the gene TM4SF4, whose product is annotated as transmembrane 4 L six family member 4. Gene Ontology annotation, cellular component: membrane. The record is from RefSeq and is a predicted model, not a curated record. Bases 203 to 817 code for a protein of 204 amino acids. Lineage: Eukaryota; Metazoa; Chordata; Mammalia; Lagomorpha; Ochotonidae. The transcript is spliced from 5 exons.
UCCAUCACCACGCAGGCUCGGCCGUGCUUGAGCGGCUGGAGCGACUCCAAGGACACAGUUCAUAGGGCUUUGGUUUUCAGUCCCCCAAUACUGAGCGACCUGGGGACAGUUCAUAGCGCACUAGGCCGAAACCUUUGAAGAAGCCCAGGGCAGGAGGCAGUGAGCAGUGCGCGGCAGCUGAGCAGUCCCGAGCCUCCCCAGCAUGUGUACGGGCAGCUGUGCCAAGUGCCUGGGGGGCACCCUCAUCCCCCUGGCUGUGAUUGGCUUGCUGGCUAACAUCCUGCUGUUUUUCCCUGGAGGGAAAGUGUCCGACAGCAAUGACCACAUUACUGAUGAGGUCUGGUAUUUCGGAGGAAUAGCUGGAAGCGGGGUCUUGAUGAUCUUCCCCGCGCUCGUGUUCUUGGGCCUGAAGAACAAUGACUGCUGUGGCUGCUGUGGCAAUCAGGGCUGUGGGAAGCGGUUCGCGAUGUUCACCUCCACAAUUUUCGCUGCGAUUGGAUUCGUGGGUGCUGGAUAUUCAUUCAUCAUUUCUGCUGUCGCCAUCAACAAGGGUCCGAAAUGUCUCAUUGCGGGUGACUCCUCCUCUGGCACCUGGGGUUACCCCUUUGAAAAUGGGAACUACCUCGGCAACCACUCCAUAUGGAGCCAGUGCAGAGAGCCCCGCGACAUAGUCCCCUGGAACCUGACUCUCUUCUCCAUCCUGCUGGUCGUUGGCAUCGUCCAGAUGUGCCUCUGCGCCAUCCAGGUGGUCAACGGCCUCCUGGGAACACUGUGUGGGGACUGCCGGUGUUGCUGCGGGGGAGAUGGGCCAGUUUAAACCUCCUUGAAGAGCUUCCCUACCUCCGCGUGGGACAAGACAUUCAACCUGUGCUUCUCUUCUCAGGAUUAACCCCACCCGCUUCCCAGCCACAAAGCUGGGGGAGGGUGGACUGAGUCCUCCCAGUCAGCUUCGCUCCAGUUAGAAUGUUGCUAUUCUCCACUAGAAUAGGUUAGCCGCCUGCCAAAUGACAUUGAUGCAAUCUCUCCACUUAGCUUCUAGUUAGAAUAUAGGAACCAGCUCAAGGCAGCUUCAUCAUGACUUUUUUCCUUUCCAGUGUAAAAUGUAUAAAGUCAACGGAUUG